UGACUUUUUGACAGGGAAGCCACAAGAGCGGUCAUGCAACCCUCCCCAACGAUAUGUUUCGGGGGCCCAUGGCAGCCGGCAGAGAGGUAAAUCACUGUGGAGCAGGAGGGACGGGGCAAGACCCGGCUGGUGGCUCCUACUCUGCACCGGGCUCAGCCGCUAGGGCUGGGGAGGACAGGACUUCCUCUUCCCAUGUACAGCGUCUGGAGCCGGGCGAGAUCCACCCCCAGAUUUUUCCCACGGCUGAAGGAAGCUCUGCAAACUCACACCCCAUCUCACCCCCUGCUUUCUGCCCCUAUCGCUCCUCAGCUGUACGGGGACAGAUCCCUAUACAGGUAGUUGCUCCCCCAUUCACCCAACCCCCGUGCGUCUAUAUCCCUUCAUACCCAGACCCUCCUGUCAAGCCUCACCCCCCCACACUCAGAAACCCCACCCAUGAACCCCACUCCUGGACCACCCAGACAAGCCACCCGCACCCAGAUUCCCCUUCCCACCAAGUCCCAACCAGCUGCAUCUGGACCCCUGCCAGUGUGCCCCCCACACCCAUACCCCCCUGCCGAGCUCUAUACCCUUCCCCACUGAGCCCCAACCACCUUCACCUGGACCUCUGCAGAGUCCCAUUACCGUUGCACCCAGAACCCCGCAACAAGCCCCUGUGCAUCCAGACCCCCCCUGCACCUGAUCCUGAGCUGCCUGCACCCAGAUUGCCCCACACAGAACCCUCUAAACCCCCACCUCAAUCCCUCCACGCUUGGAUCCUGCCCUGCUGAGUCUCCCUGACCACACCUGGUGCACCUGGCACAGAGGGGCGGGGCUCUAGAGUGUUUCUGGGACAGGCCCAGUCCUUGCGGUGUAACGAGGUAGGGUGCAACCUCACUGCUGAGUCCAUGUCUGUGGGGGAGCUGCACGGUGAUCUCCCACAUCUCUGCAGCCAGUGGCUUGUGCUCCCCAAUGCCAUGCUGGAGCUUCCAAAUUUAUUUGAUAAAUAAAAUUUGCAGAAUUUUAAAAUAUUGCAUGCAGAUUUUUUUUUUUUUUUUUUUUUUUUUUGUGGAGCAUUCUUAAUUUUUGCGCAGAGUACUCUCAGGAGUAACUGAAGUGCUACAGCAGCGGUUCAGCAUUUCACUUGUAGACAAACUUAGGGUAGAGGGAAGAGACAAACACUUGGGAUAAGUUCAAAUUUUGUUUAAUAUACAGUUAGUGCAAAAAUGUUACAACUAGAGCUGGUCAAAAACUUUUUUUGUGAAAAAGUUUUGUGUUUUUUUUCAGCCAGCUGUAAUGAUAAUAAGCCACUCAAGUGUUAUGUUUUAAAUAAAAUGGAUCUGAUUGUAGAUGGUAGGAUGAAAGAGAAAAGCAGUCUGAAAUUUGCAUAAGUCACUAAAACCAGAAAGCACUAGAGCUGUUCAAAAAAGAGUCAGUAGUCAGCACCCGGAUAACUUAGGGUCUUGUGCUUUAAGAAUGAAAAAAAUUUCAGUAGUAAUUUAAUAAAUGCCUAGGGUUGGUACUGUCAAUAUUCCAUUAGUACUGCUAAUAUCCUGCUAUCUUACAUUCUUCUCCAUUGUGAGGGAUUUGUUUCUUACUCACCAUUUUUUUUAAUAUGUUGAUCCUCAUUUUGUUGAACUCAGCAAGUCCAACAUAUUUGUGAAGUGAACCCUGAUUUGCCUGCUUUAUACACGUUUUGAGGCUUGAUUGAUUACAGUUUAUAAAACAUCUGUUUCCCCUCAAUCCCAAUUCAAGUUCUGCGGCAAGCAACCUUGAACUUCAGAGUCUUUAGUUUUCUCUUUGGAAUAUGCUGGUGUCUUUCCUGCAGGCUCUAUGCAGAAUGUUGCAGUUGAAUAUAUGAUUUAUCUCUUGCACACCUCAAAUGUAUAUGUAGUCCAAAUACAAAAAAGUCUGUAUUUCCUAAAAUUAUUUACAUUUUGAGGCAUGUACAGUUUGACACUUUGGGGGGGUGAGACAAUAGUCUCUCACCAGUAUCUAAGAAGUGCAUCUGUCCUUAUGCUAUGUGUUCUGUCUUAAGAAUUUGAACUUAGAAAAUUAAUGUUUUUCUUCUUUUAAGCUCCAGUCAUGCUCUGAAAACUGCAAGGACUCAUAGAUCUGCCUGCAUGGUUCUCCAUGCAGGACUAGAAAAUACUUAAGCAAACGUGCUAUUUUUUAAGAGUAUAAGCGCCUAUAAUAUUUUUUUGCAGAGGUGAAUAAAACAAUCUGACUUUUGUGGAAGAAACUUCUUCAGUUGUACAUUAUAAACAGUACUAGCAAUUAAUGCUCGUGCAGAAGUUGCAGGAUAUAGAUAACUAUUGUAACUCAAGAGAGAUGCUUUGGUGGUUGAGUGAUACCUUUCUGCUCAGAAAGGUCCUUUCUUUCUUAUAUGGGGAAGUUUUGGCUCCUCGCUAAAUCAGUCAUGGUUUUAACUUCAUUAUUCUUUUGUUUGUGAGUGGGGCAGGGAGACGAUGUAUGCCAAGGUCAUACCACAUCUAUCCAUUAAUAAUGCUUUUUUCUAGGUGAUGGAAAAAAUCUCUAUGAUGUGACAGUUAAGAAGCAGUCAUGUCAACUCUCUGUCCACCUCCUUCUCCUGCAGUUGCCAAGACAGAGAUCUCAUUGAAUGGGGACUCACCAUUACUAGCUGCUACUUUUGCCUACUGGGACAAUAUUCUUGGACCUAGAGUCAGACACAUCUGGGCCCCAAAGACAGAACAGAUGCUUCUCAGUGAUGGAGAAAUAACUUUUCUUGCAAAUCACACAUUGAAUGGGGAAAUUCUUAGGAAUGCAGAGAGUGGAGCAAUAGAUGUGAAGUUUUUUGUCUUGGCAGAAAAAGGAGUAAUUAUUGUGUCAUUAAUCUUUGAUGGAAACUGGAAUGGGGACAGAAGUACUUAUGGACUAUCAAUUAUACUUCCACAAAGUGAACUUGGCUUCUAUCUUCCUCUUCACAGAGUGUGUGUUGAUAGGUUAACGAAUAUUAUAAGGAAAGGAAGAAUAUGGAUGCAUAAGGAGAGGCAAGAACAUUUCCAGAAGAUUGUCUUGGAAAGCACGGAGAGAAUGGAGGAUCAGGGCCAAAGCAUCAUUCCAAUGCUGACAGGAGAAGUUAUUCCUGUAAUGGAACUUCUUUCAUCUAUGAAAUCCCACAGUGUUCCAGAAAAAAUAGAUAUAAGUGACACAGUGUUAAAUGAUGAUGACAUUGGGGACAGUUGCCAUGAAGGUUUUCUCCUCAAUGCCAUCAGUUCACACCUACAGACUUGUGGUUGCUCUGUGGUUGUAGGUAGCAGUGCAGAGAAAGUUAAUAAGAUAGUGAGGACAUUGUGUCUGUUUCUUAUUCCAUCAGAACGGAAGUGUUCCAGACUCUGUAGAAAUGAAUCUUCCUUCAAAUAUGAAUCAGGACUCUUUGUACAAGGAUUGCUCAAGGAUGCAACUGGAAGCUUUGUGUUGCCCUACCGUCAAGUAAUGUAUGCUCCAUAUCCUACUACACAUAUAGAUGUGGAUGUCAACACAGUGAAGCAGAUGCCUCCUUGCCAUGAACAUAUCUAUAACCAACGGCGAUACAUGAGGUCCGAGCUGGCAGCGUUUUGGAGAGCCAAUUCAGAUGAAGAGAUGGCUCAGGAUAUCGCUAUCCACACAGAUGAAAGCUUCACUCCUGAUUUGAAUGUUUUUCAAGAUGUCCUGCAUCGUGAUACGUUAGUAAAAGCCUUCCUGGAGCAGGUCUUUCAUUUGAAACCUGGCUUGUCUCUGAGGAGUACUUUCCUUGCCCAGUUUCUGCUAGUCCUUCAUAGAAAAGCCUUAACUCUCAUAAAGUACAUAGAGGAUGAUACGCAGAAAGGAAAAAAGCCUUUCAAGUCUCUCCGUAGCUUAAAAAUAGACCUUGACUUAACAGCAGAGGGCGAUCUUAACAUAAUAAUGGCUUUAGCUGAGAAGAUCAAACCUGGUCUACAUUCCUUUAUCUUUGGGAGACCCUUCUACACUAGUGUACAAGAACGUGAUGUACUAAUGACAUUUUAAAGAUCCUGUACGCUGCUGAAAGCUAGUAAUGUAAACACCAUUUUUCCCUUUUUGAUAAGCACAGUCUUGCACUCUAAUGCAGUGACUGAAAGCAAGUUACACUACAAUACAGUAAAAGUGGGGAGGGAGCAUUAUUAGAGGGAAAGUCACUUCAGUUAGGGAAGCAUACUUCAAAAGAGCUCUUUUUUGUUGUUUACAGUGAAAGUAAAUAUUGCAGUAGUUUCAGUGAUAUUUUGGGUUUGUUGUGUAAACUUUGCCACAGUUGUGGCUUAAACUGAUUUAAAGGGAGGCUUUUGUAUUGAUUGUUUAGAGAGAUCACACAACUUCCCCACCAUUUCCCUUCAAUUUUGUGUCCCUCCUUAUCCUGCUAUCAGUAUUUCCCAGUGUUGUCAUGGAAAACCGUACUACUUGUCCUCUCCAUUAUGGAGGGGACUGCCUUUUGUGAAACAGAAACUGGAAGGACAGAUUUAACUCUUUUUUUUGUUCUGUCGUCUUUCCUAUGUGUGGGGCUAGCAUGAAAAACACCUUCCCUGCUCCCAAUUCCAACUUCACCAGAAACAUUUGUGCUACUUCAUGUGAUGCAUUUAAAGGGAUAUUAAAAAGAAACUAAAGAUAAGAGUACUGUACAGCAUGAUCCUUGGGAGCCAGAGUGCUGCCUUUUAGUGGAUUGUAAAGUCAAACUGAUCUGUAGAAUGCUGCUUUUAUAACGGGGUCAUCAUUUAAGCUGCUUUGCGUGUAUAAGUGCCAACCAGGAUAUUCUGUCACUGACUAUGUUGAACCAUCAUGCAUUUCAGCGUUCAAUGACCCAACAUAAUUGAACUCUUUGAGAAAACAAAACAGGAAAAUUAGGUUUUACACUUGGAUAGCCAUUGCCAACCUUUCUUUUUAUAAUCUGCUCCUAUUUUUUUUAUGAAUAAGAACAAGGGCCACAUUAAAACACUCGACCACCUGUGCCUUUGUUCUUUUUGGAAAUAACCCAUGAGAUAUAGCCAAACUUCAAGAUAGACACUUUCUUUUCAUGUUACCUUUGUCAUAUAUUCAGCAUAACUUCAUUAAGAAAUUAAUGUGGCUGUUAAAUAAUAGGAAUAACAGUGUUGAUGGAAAAACAAACUCUGGUUCAGUGAGAUGCUAAUCUCCCUCUUCCACGCCAACACGCUCACCUCUCAGUCCACUUGUUUUGCUUUGCAUAGAGAAGAUAAAGAACAGCAGAAAGUCAGGAAAUGUAUUUUACCUGUUUUCACAGCAUUUCUUACUUGAAUCGUCUGAGUUGUUGGAUGUAUUUUUCAGAUUCCGCAGAAGCUUUUCAGGUUUUGCCAUUGGGCUACUUGAUGUACUAUGCUAAGUGAUGCAUCUGUUUUGCGUGCUGCUAUCUAUCUGUCUUCUCCCUUUUCCUUUCUCCACUUCUCCCUUUUCCUUUCUCCACCCCUUGGGGGGAAAAAAAAAAAAGCCAGGAAUCUACUUCUGUAAAUGUAGUGUGUUAGUGAUAUUCCAUGAUUAGAGAUUCCUUGCCAAAGAACUAUGUUGGUAACUGGAGAUCUAGGCAAAGCCAUUGUUGCUUUACUAUUUGUUAUAACUUUUUUUUUUUAAGGAUGGGUUUGGUCUGUGAACUACUCAUUUUCUAACUCAGUUUCAUUAGUUGAGACAUAAGACAUAACACUUCAGUAUAAUUGAUUUUUCUAAAAUAUCCUCCUUUCUGACCUUAAAAGGGAUACUGUCAAAUAGCUAAUGUCCAAAAUGUGGUUGUCAUUUUCUUAUAGGAAAAUGUAUUCUACAGUCUAAAUAUUUAGGACUUUUAAUUGGGGGGAAAAAAGUAAGGUAUGCCAUUGUGUACCUAAUACAUAUGUGCAGUUACUACAAUUUCAUAUGAAAAUAAGCAGGUUACACAUGUGAAUGGCCAUAACUUGCUGUGUGCAUGCAUAGUUACCUUAUUACAUGCAUAAUUACUCUCUCAAAUUCAAUUUUGUCUUUAAAAAAAAUUUAAAGCCAAUCUUAAAAAUAAAAGUAUAAUACACUUUUUUGUAGAGUCCCUGCAAAAUGUCUCAUGCUCUUGGGCUUCCUUCUGCCAGCUUCUCAUCAGAAAAACUAUUGUUAGAAUUAUGCUGACUUAACCCAUUGAUACAGAGACCAUUUGAAUGUGUCACCAAUUUAUCUUUAUACAUUUUAAAUCAGUUUGCCUAUUAGAAAAUGGCAUAAUUCAUAAAAUAUUUUUACUGCUUGGCUUCUCAGAUGGCAUUAAGAACUAAAAGUAGAUGACGGUACAUUUCUGAAAUGGAAAUAAAGUGCUAAAGUUCAAUUGACUUUAGGCACAGUGCUGGAAUUAUUGUAGCUUUGAAAACUUAAUACUGACACUACUAACAGCUACACUCUGUUUACUGAAAACAUUUUUGUGCAUUUUCACUUUGAAACAGCUAACUGCUGGAACUCAUUCAAAUGCUAGUUUUGUUGCACUAUUGUCAUGGAUGCGGACUGUACAGUGAAUAAAUUAUUAAUGCGUUUGCA
This is a messenger RNA of Chelonia mydas (Green sea turtle), 6486 nucleotides long. RefSeq names its product C9orf72-SMCR8 complex subunit (gene C9orf72). Lineage: Eukaryota; Metazoa; Chordata; Testudines; Cheloniidae. Gene Ontology annotation, biological process: autophagy; endocytosis. Gene Ontology annotation, molecular function: guanyl-nucleotide exchange factor activity. The coding region runs from base 2542 to 3987 and encodes 481 amino acids. The record is from RefSeq and is a predicted model, not a curated record. Gene Ontology annotation, cellular component: autophagosome; endosome. The transcript has 11 exons.